GCAGUCGCGCGGAAGAGGUGGUGCUGGUAUAAAAGACUCGCAACGCUCCUCCAAGGUAUAUUCCACUUCAGGAUUUCAUUCAUCAUGGUUGCUAAGAUCGCUUUCACCGUCCUCGCCCUGGCCGCCGCCGUGUGCGCCGAGCCCGGUGCGCCCCUCGUGGCCGCCGUCCCCGCCUACGUGAAGGCCGUGGACUACCACGCCCGCCCUCACUACUCCUUCAACUACGGAGUGAACGACCCCCACACCGGCGACCACAAGAGCCAGUCUGAGACCCGCGACGGCGACUACGUCAAGGGCCAGUACUCUCUGCUCGAGGCCGACGGCACCACCCGCACCGUCGACUACACCGCCGACCCCCACCACGGAUUCAACGCCGUCGUCACCAAGUCCGGACACGCCGUCCACCCCGCCCCCGUCAAGGCAUACGCCGCCCCCGUCGUCCACGCUGCCCCCGUGGCCUACGCCGCUCCCGCCGUCGUCAAGACCGUCGCCCCCGUCGUGCACGCCGCUCCCGCCGUUGCCUACAAGGCUCCCCUCGCCUACGCCCACGCCGCUCCCGUGGCCUACGCUGGUGCCUACGCCGCUCCCCUCGCCUACAAGGCCGCUCCUGCCCUGGCCUUCGCCCACGCUGCCCCCCUCGCCCACGCCGCUCCCCUCGCUCACGGCUACGGCUACCACUACUAAUUCUGCUCUUUCUUUCGCCCUUUUGUGAAAGUCUGAAAGCACGAUCACCUUGAUUUCCUGCGAUUCUCAAUUUCGUGCAGGAUUUUAUCCCUCUCAUUGUCAUU
This is a messenger RNA of Cloeon dipterum, 788 nucleotides long. RefSeq names its product cuticle protein 7-like. Bases 85 to 684 code for a protein of 199 amino acids. Gene Ontology annotation, cellular component: extracellular matrix. The transcript has 2 exons. The record is from RefSeq and is a predicted model, not a curated record. Lineage: Eukaryota; Metazoa; Arthropoda; Insecta; Ephemeroptera; Baetidae.